This is a messenger RNA of Aedes albopictus (Asian tiger mosquito), 10614 nucleotides long. Its product is annotated as AP2-associated protein kinase 1. The record is from RefSeq and is a predicted model, not a curated record. The transcript has 2 exons. Gene Ontology annotation, molecular function: ATP binding; protein kinase activity. The coding region runs from base 1060 to 4113 and encodes 1017 amino acids. Lineage: Eukaryota; Metazoa; Arthropoda; Insecta; Diptera; Culicidae. Gene Ontology annotation, biological process: protein phosphorylation.
UUGCGUGAUGACAUUUUCACGCACAACGACGACUUUUCCAUCUCCAGCUCCCAGCCAUCAGUCAGUCAGUCAUCCAAUCCUCCAUCAGUUCCCAUCAGUGUGCUUUUUCUGCUGCCGUGAAUCGUGAUUGAUUGCGUUUACGUUCGCGUUAUCGCGGUGGUGUAUCCACAAGUUUCUCGGGUAUAUUUUUUCACGGAUAAACUGUGCGGAGCCACCGUGCGGAAGAAAUCCGUGACCUCCGAGGCGUCCGAACAGGACACAGACCCCAUCGCGUUUCGGCUGGACGGGAAGUGAAAAAGUAUUUUUGCUCUGCAGUUCUCUGUGUUUGCUUUGUGCCUACCAUCCGUUAAGGAAAAAAAGAAACUCGAGCGAAUUCGUUCCCCGAUAAGAAAAAGGGCACAGCAGAAAAAAAAGUGGUUAUCAUCCGAGCAGUGUGAGUCAUCCUUGGUCCUCUUAUCCGCGGAGGAUAUCGGUGGACGACAUCAGUGUGAAUGCAGUUUUGCGUAAUUAUCUAUUAUCAUUCGUUUGGGUGAAAAAAGGAAAAUGUUGUGGCGUAGCAAUUGGCGAUUAAAAGUUGAGGUUAUGUCGUGAAAAUUUGGAAGUUUGAAAGGGAAAUACCAGUUCUCUAUCAGUUUAAUCAUUAGUUUUUUGGUAAAUUUAUCGAUAAAAUGAAUUUUUCUACCCCGAUCCCACAUUGAAUUUUAUCUGAAACGACUCAAUCACUAAAAUACGAAAUGGGAUUUCACAAAACUUAACCUCACUUUAGGAGGCCAAUAAUUAAAGCAAAACUGGGUGCUGUUCUCUACGUAUAAAACGCGGAAGGAGAGGAGGCGGUGGAGGUUGGAUAUUUUCGCGUUUGGGAAAGAAAGAAGGCCGAGGAAGGAAGAAAACAAACACGGUGGAAAAAGAGAAACAGUUCAACAUACAGGCGAACAUAAAAUAGAAACGGGAGCAGCACGGAUAAAUCAUAGCCAGAUUUGCCUUUAGUGACGUUACAUUGAAGCUUUCCUGGGGGAGGGCGUUUUGUGUGAUUCGGACAGGAAACAAACGGGGGAAGCAAUGAAAAAGUUUAUCUCCAAGUUCGAAAACAAGAAUGAGGCAACGCCAAGCAAGGAAACGAAUAGUUUUGUCGGAAAGACAUUCAAACUGAGCAGGGAAAAUGUGGUGACAGUGGAAGAAGUACUGGCGGAGGGUGGAUUUGCGGUGGUUUUUCUAGUCAAGGGCCAUAAUGGCCAGAGGUAUGCGCUGAAGCGGCUGUACGUAAACAACGAACAUGACCUUGGUGUAUGCAGUCGGGAAAUAAAGAUAGCCAGCAACCUUAGCGGCCACAAGAACAUAAUCGGAUACAUUGACCAUAGUAUUAAUCCCAAGGGAAAUGGAGUUCACGAGAUCCUGCUGUUGAUGCCUUAUUGCAAGACCAAUUUACUAACGCUGAUGAAUGCAAGGAUUCCGAAUGGUUUCAAUGAGCAAGAUGUUCUCCAGAUAUUCUGUGAUGUGGCAGAGGCCGUCGCUCGGUUGCAUCAGUGUCAAACUCCGAUCAUUCAUCGAGAUUUGAAAGUGGAAAACAUCCUCCAAAACGACAUCGGAAAUUUUGUGUUAUGUGAUUUUGGGUCGGCGACCGCCCGUGUAUUGAACCCCAACACCCACGGGAGAACGCUGGUGGAAGAGGAAAUUCAAAAAUACACAACGCUCUCAUACAGGGCGCCCGAAAUGAUCGAUCUCUUCUCGGGACAAGAUAUUACCGUAAAAGCGGACAUUUGGGCUCUCGGAUGCCUGCUCUACAAACUAUGCUUUUUUACGCUACCCUUCGGGGAAAGCGCACUUGCUAUCCAAAGUGGUCACUUCAGUAUUCCCGACAACUCCAAAUAUUCCAAGGAAAUCCACCAACUCAUCCGAUACAUGUUAGAACCGGACAUAGAAAAGCGCCCCAACAUCUAUCAAGUGUGCGAAGUAGCAUUUAAAAUUGCUGGAAAAACCAAUCCGGUACGGAACCUAACCAAAUCGACCGUUCCUGGAUUGGAAUUCUUGAUCGUUCCUCCGUACGAAAGCGAAACAAAACGCAUUCCAUCAGCCAUGGGUGCCAACGCAAAACCAUCAAAACAACCAGUCGCAUCAGUUUUGGAAGGUGGAACAUCUGUUGCACCUCGUCAAAGACCGAAGGCUUCCCAAAAUUCGGCCAAUAAUAGCUUCUCCUUAGGGCUCCCUUUAAACCCUUCUCCGAAAAAUAUUCUUUCGUCACCCACUCCCGGUGCAGCUCCGUCAAUUCCUCACGACCAACAAACAGGUCCUGCUAUGGCACCUCCUCAAGCUGAGCCAUUCGUGGCCAAAUUUAGCGCCAAUUUUCCCCCGCCACCGGCGCAGGAAAUUCAAACUAGUAAUCUUUUUCAAACGACUUAUCCAGACCCGUUUCGAGAAGUUGAUUCUCUCCCAGAAGGUGCCGCUUCCCAUCCUGAACCUAACGUUCCAACCUGCGACUCUUCAGCAUCUUCAUCCGUUCUGCAGUCACCUAGUCACGCUCCGGCUUCAUCCCAAUCGGGAACCCCACAAGGCGGCACUGGAAGUGGAACCAGCGUGGCUGGCUCCCUGCUUCCUUCCAAACAGACCAUAGUUGGCCACCGGCGUAAUAUGAGUGAUACUUCAGCAUUUAACAAAGCCUACACUACAGAAACCUCCCAGUUCUUGGCACCGUACGACGUAUCGUCCAACAAUUACCAACCGCCGUCAAAUGCACUGGGAAACAACGGUUCCGAGCAAAACCUUCAUUCCAUUCCGGCCACCUUUGAAUCGCGCUCCUCAAAUCCUCAGCUGAAUCCAACCGGCACCCAGCAGCAACCGUGGAACCCAUUCGGCGAUCCAACCCCCUUUAGUCAGAUGACAGAAGACCACAUCUUCGGCGAAGAAUUCGACAAAAUACGACAGCAAGGCUCCCAAGGCAGCCUGAAAACUCCACCGGAAUCGACCUCUCGGCAUCCCUCACUCCCUCAGGUGCAACCCAUCAUGACCCAGCCGAUUGCCACUCAUCCUCUCCAGGCCCAAUUUUCCCCGGAGAACAUCCCCCCUGAUACUCCGGAGGACGAUCCAUUCAGUUCGGCUCCUUUCUCUCUACCCGUCCGAGACAAGAAUCGAUCCCUCAAACUGGGCUCCAAAAGGAUAAUCGUCAUCGACGGCGGUUUCUCCACCCAACUGGCCACCCACGUUGGUCAGGCCGUCGAUAAAGAUCCUCUCUGGAGCUCCCGCUACAACGCCACCAACCGUGGCGCCGUACUGGCCACCCACCUGGACUUCCUGCGGGCCGGAGCGGACUGUAUUCUCACCAACACCUAUCAGGCCUCCAUUGAAGGUUUCAUGGAUUUCCUCGACCUUAGCGAGGAGGAUAGUCUGAGGCUGAUUAAAUCCACGGUAGAACUGGCCAAAUUGGCCCGGACCCAAUACCUCGAAGAAAAACGUGACAACAAAUCCCACAAAAUCCCAUGGGUAGUAGGAUCGAUCGGCCCCUACGGAGCGCAUUUGCACGAUGGUUCCGAGUAUACCGGAAGCUAUGCCGACACGGUCCCUUUCGCCCGGAUUCAAAAUUGGCAUCGGCAGCGAAUCAACGCUGUCAUUGAGGCUGGGGUCGACGCAUUGGCCAUCGAAACCAUUCCCUGUCGGGUGGAAGCGGAUGCCUUGCUGGAGCUGAUGACCGCCGAGCACCCGACAGUUCGAUUUUGGAUUUCAUUCCAGUGCAAAGAUGGGGCCACUCUGGCACACGGUGAAAGUUUCGCUGAAACGGCCAUCGGAUUGUGGAGCAAGGCACGGGCCCUGAAGAAUCCUAAUCUGCUGGCGGUGGGAGUGAACUGUGUCCACCCUCAGUACGCCAUUCAACUGCUGAAGACAGUUAACGAGCGAAGGCCCGACGAGGACAAGAUUCCGCUGAUAGUGUAUCCCAACUCGGGCGAAAUCUGGAAUGCCGGUUCGUGGACCGGGCAGGAAGAGUGCAUUCCGCUGGAGACGUUCGUGCCGCAGUGGAUCGAGCUGGGAGCCAAGUUCGUCGGGGGAUGCUGCCGAACCAAUGCGCGCGACAUUAAACGCAUCAAGAAAACGGUGCUGAAUCUGUACGGGGGUCGGAGUGCAUAGGAGCAGGAGACCGAUGACACCGAGGAAGCUGCUGGCAAGCUAUGAUCGGGUAGUCGUCUGUUUUCUUGUUGUAGCGCCAAUGUAUUCACGAUCGACAAUAUUGCAAAGCAUGAAUAACGCAGCUAAUGGAAUCUGUCAAUGAGGGAAGAGGUACUACACACUGGAAGCAUUACAUCAAGAUGUUUAACGAAGAGCAUACCUAGCAGGUACCACUUUAAUUCACCAUCACUUUACACGACGCUAGUGAUCGCUGAGUGAUUGCACUCACGUAAUGUUCAUCACACCACUUGAGCAACACUGUGUGUAGUUUAUCACCAACCAGCGUAGAACAGUGCACAGACAAAAAUUGCACACCUCCGAUGGAACAAUUGGGCGCAGGAUGUGGACAGCCUAAACAAAGUUGAAGAAGCCUAUACUUGAUAAGAUUAGAUUCACAUUGUUACAUCACAAAACGUGGAAUUUGGCACAAUGUGAAUUGAACCUUAGAAGCCAAUGUGAGCCACUUCGUGUGUGAUUGUAUAGCAUUCGAAUAGAUAUAUUUUUUUUCCAAGAAUGAAAUAUGCAAUCGUGAAACUGUAGUGUACAUAUGCUUAUUACAUAGACUUAUAUUAUGAAUUCCAAAAGCAGAGGUAAACCAUAUAUAUAUUUACACAUUUGUUGUUCCUGUUUUAUGCCACUUUUGCGCUCUAUAAAUUGUAAUUGUUAGCAACUUAAAAACACAGCAAAAAAUGUCCAACUAAUUCGAAUGCAAUCCCAUUUACAGGGUCAUAUCAUUAUCGUAAAGCAGGCGUCAUUCAAUAAAAUUGAUUUUUUUUUAUUUUGAUUUCAGUGACAAACGUAUUUUUAUUGUAUUGUUCAUUAUGGAUAUUUUUUUCGCAACGAAAAUUACCGUUACUUUCUUUACUAAUUUUCUGUAGUAAAGUGGGUGGUAUAGCGGAUUCGGAUUCAACUGUGUUUCACAUUUUUAUGCAAAUUUUCUUGAUCAAACCUUCAGGGUCUGUUCCAAUUGGAGAAUUAAAAUUAAUUUUCACUUAAACUUGACAGUGCGAUAAUUAUUUCCUUAGGAGAACUGUCAAGUUUACAGGGCCCAUAUAGCCGAGGCGGUAAACGCACGGGUAUUCAGCAUGACCAUGCUGAGGGUGACGGGUUCGAUUCCCGGUCGGUCCAGGAUCUUUUCGUAAAGGAAAUUUCCUUGACUUCCUUGGGCAUAGAGUAUCUUCGUGCCUGCCACACGAUAUACGCAUGCAAAAUGGUCAUUGGCAGAGGAAGCUCUCAGUUAAUAACUGUGGAAGUGCUCAUAGAACACUAAGCUGAGAAGCAGGCUUUGUCCCAAUGAGGACGUUACGCCAAGAAGAGAGAGAGAGAACUGUCAAGUUUAGGUGUUGAACUGUCAAAUUUGAGUAAAAAUUAUUUUUAAUUCGCCAAUUGGGACAGACCCUCAGUAUACAAACGAUAUUCUGUCAGAAAUAUACUGCCUUGAAUCACAAGUAAUUAUUUACAUCUGCAUUUUGAUCAAAAUUGAGUUAAUCGCAAUUCUCAAAGUAUCUAUUUCUGGAUUAUUUAGCUGCACAAAAGCAAUAACAUGGUUUGUACAGUAAAAUUGAAAAACGAGUCUAUAACAUUCCCCAGAAAACCCUUCCCCAGAAUACCAAUCCCCAGAAUUCCAUUCCCCAGAAAACCAUUUUCCAGAAUGUACCAUUCCCCAGAAUGUACCAUUUCCCAGAAAUCCAUUCCCCAGAAAUACAUUCCCCAGAAUGCACCAUUCCCCAGAAAUCCAUUCCCCAGAAUGUACCAUUCCCCAGAAAAGCUUAAUAUACUCUGCUAAAAAGUUUAAUUCGAUACACAAACAGUAAAAUGUUGAUCAUAAUGAUAUGUUAUACCCCGGACAGACAUGUGAUACGAGUAUGAUUCCUGUACAACGGUACACAGUGUCAAGAAAAUUCUAACAAGACUGACUUGAACUGAGAGAAUUUUCAGUAUGGCACUCAUUUCAAGCGCAAUUGUACAGUGAUUCUUGUAUCACAUGUGUGUCAUAAGUAUUAUAUGCAAGGAUUUUAACAUUAUAGUGUUAUUACGAGCAAAUAUCUAUUUCUUAUACGGUAUAUGUAACAAAUUAAGGUAAAAAUGUAUACAUACAUACAUAUCCAUAAAAAUAUUCUAAAAUGGUUCAAACGUUUAAUUACCAUUGUAUUAUCAUUCCAGUUGCGUUGCUAUAAAAUGUUUUGUUUUUGACAGAUUUGUGAAAAUUGUGCAGCACUUGUUUUACGAUGAAUAACGUUUUAAAAGUGAUGUGCAAAAUUUACAGAGAAAACGCAUAUUCUUCUGAUGUGGUUCAGCGUACAAGAUACUAAAUACUCAACUGACCACGCUUUUCUUUGCAAACGGUUGGAGGGAUCCAUCCCAAUGGCUGUUCCUAUGAUCCUAAAUAUUCGCUUCAAAGGCUCUUCAUUCAUGCGGUAUGAGAAGGGCUUUCAUCAUUAUUCCAAUACUAUGGAAUGGAAUAGAAAAAGUGAACAUAUAAGCAGUUUUAAUGCCAACAAUUCUAAAUAUUUUUAAUGAAGAAGGGAAAAAGUAUCAUUGUUUUCCUUUUGGCCAUACGCGCCAACUUGUGACGUAGUUGGGGGGGCGAGGCCUCUCAAAACCAAUCAAAUACGGAAUAUUUUGACGCAGUUCAUCUAGUUUCGGCAUAUUUACGUAAAAACUAGUGCAUUGAGCUGAAAAAAGAUGCAUUUUUUCCAAUUUUGGAGAGCUUCGCCCCCCCAACUACGUCACAAGUUGGCGCCUAUGCUUUUGGCAUUCAAAAACCCAACAAUGUUCCUUCUUUUUAAACAAUAUUCUUUUUAAAAUUAAGGCAAUUAGUAUUUUUUUUUUAAAUUAUAACUGCUUACAUUUUCAACAUAGAUUCUCCCUCCUUUUCUACAUAGGCUGUUCUUUCGAAUUGCACUUUUGAGGAAAUUAUGGGCAUUAUUACAACCACCGGUGUUAAAUUGCUGUUAUACAUAUUUAUUAUAUAUUUUUUUUAAAUUUCUAAACACCUGUGCUUGUGGUGCCGAUUGUAAAGCCUAAACAUUGUAACUCAAAAAAAACAGCCUAUGUAGAAAAGAAGGAAAAAUCUAUGAUGAAAAAGUAAGCAGUUGUGAUGCCGAUAAUUUCCUGAAAAGUGCAAUUCGAAAGAACAGCCUAUGCAGCAAAGAAUUCCAAUAAUUGUACCAAUUGCCUAAAUUCUAAAAAAAAGCUUGUUUAAAAAAAAAGGAACAGUGUUGGGUUUUUGAAUGCCGCAAGGAAAACAAUGUCACCACAGACAAACAGACGUAACACUUCGAACAUUUUUCGAUUUAAAUUUUAGUCUCGGAAAUAGGUUCGCUUAAUUCUAAAAGGACUGAAUUUGGCCAAUCAUCAACUAGGUGGCAGUAGUGAGCAAACGUCAAACUCAAACAAAAACUAUGCGAGCGCCGCGAAUUGGCAGUUGGUCAACUCUCAAAUUUUCAAAUCAACCGUUAAAUCGAUGUACGAUAGCAAUUAUCAGAGUGUUACGUUUCCUUCUUCGUUAAAAAAAAAUGUUUGAGUCGUUAUAAGAAUUGUUGGCAUUACAACUGCUUAUAUGUUUAUCAAAAAUUUUCCCUUCUUUUGCAUAGGCUGUUCUUUCCAGUUGCACUUUUCAAGAAAUUAUCGGCAUUGCAACUGCUUACUUUUUUAACAUAGAUUCACCCUUCUUUUUUGCAUAGGCUGUUCUUUCUAAUUGCACUUUUCGGGAAAUUAUGGGCAUUACAGCCUCCACCGAUGUUAAAAUUAUAUUUAUUUCAUAUUUUUUUCGAAAUUUCUAAACACCUGUGCUUGUGGUGCCGAUUAUUACCUGAAUAGUGUAACUUGAAAGAAUAGCCUAUGCAGAAAAGAAGGAAAAAAACUAGGUACGUAGAAAAUGUAAGAAGUUUUGAUGCCGAUAAUUUACUGAAAAGUACAAUUCGAAAGAACAGCCUAUGCAGAAAAGAAGGAAAAGUGUAUGUUGAAAAAGUAAGCAGUUGCGAUGCCAAUAAUUAUACCAAUAGCCUAAAUUGUAAAGGCAAAUCAUGCUUAUUUCCGAAGUUUUUCUUGUCAAAUAAGAAUUUUUGGCAGGAUGUUUCUUCCGGUGAUUUUUUACGAAUAAAUAUUUGAUUUUUAGCUAUUAAUAUAAACCAUUCAGAAUUAAAGCAAUAGUUUUAUUUUUUUUCUGGAGAAUGGUACAUUCUGGGGAAUGGUACAUUCUGGGGAAUGGGUUUCUGGGAAAUGGUUUUCUGGGGAAUGGUACAUUCUGGGGAAUGGAUUUCUGGGGAAUGGUACAUUCUGGGGAAUGGGUUUCUGGGAAAUGGUUUUCUGGGGAAUGGAAUUCUGGGGAUUGGUUUUCUGGGGAUUGGUUUUCUGGGGAAUGGUUUUCUGGGGAAUGUUAUAGAAUCUUGAAAAACAACUCCAAGUCAAAUUGUCCAAUAAUGAUGAGUAAUCGCAAUAAGAUCUACUAUUGAUUUUCUAACCUUAUAAUGCAAAACAGUUUUUUUAGCCAGUCGUGCAAAUUAUUUUGAUAAAGUCUCAUGACACGCAUCGUAUUUUUCAUGUCUUGAGAACUUCCGAAGUUUUCCCAUCUCCCAAUGCCUCAUUUUUAUGAUUACAGAUUUAACAUAUUUGCAGUUCAAGGCCGUAUAUGAAUCAUACGAAAGAAGCUAAAAGAAGAUACAUUAUGUAGUAGGAAAAUCAAAGAUAGAUUCAGAUCAGCUCUGUAUAUCUGUAGAAUUUUAUAUGUUUCAAUAAUGUUUUUGAAAUUUCGACAGAACUUCAAACAAAUUGAGUUUUCUGGUUCAAUUUCAGGAAAAUCUGAUACGAUUUUCCAAACAAUAAAACGUGAUAAAACAGUUAAAAAAUCUUUUGAGAUUCGAAACCAUCAAUCGAAUCUUUAAAAAUUCGUGAAAUACUUUCAGUAUUGAAGUCAGGUCAAGAUUCUUAUGUAGAAUUUCGAAAUGAGUGAAAGUUCGUAAACUUUAAUUUGUUAUAACCAUUAAGGUAAUUGUGCAGCAAAAUCUGAGUUGUCAGAGACUUCAUAAAAUUCAUUCUGGCGAAUGUCGUGUGUGUAAUUCAAUAGGGCUGCGAACAUUAGUACCAAUCAACUACAAAAAAAUCAUUCACUUAUCGUCUGCAAACAAAGUCGACGGCAUUGCUAAUCGGAGGCAAUAAAAUGGCUAUUAUCUGGCGAACAUCGGUCGAUUGGAAAACUGUAUAAACUCACUCUUUCCUAUGACAAAGCAUAUGACAGAAGCACUACUUAUCCGCGUUCUUUUUAUAUUACAUCAUAACCCUCUUCACACUCACAUCUCUGUCUUUCCCUUAUCUAGUCUUCUUCAUUAGUGAGUUCAGCCGGGCAUGCUAAGCCCGCGUGUGAACCAAUAGUGUUUAAAUUUAGUGGCAGAAACAUAUUCGUUAUUAUAGUCUUUAAUGCACCUAUCCGUGGUGUUAGUUGUUUUGUUAAUUGCAUUUGUUUUUCUUCGUCAUAACUAUUUUCCAUUUUAGUUUUGUAAUUGUACAUACAUUAUAGUAAUUUAUAACACCUAAUGCGUUUAUCAUUUGUCUCCUCUAUUAGUAUCACACAGUGAUGGUACAUAGUAGAAAUUAGACAAAAAAAUCACAGAAGAGAUAUUUAUACACAAUAACCACAAAAGUCUAAUUGUCGUUGUUGCUGCUUGCUAGGCAGAAAAAAAAAUCAAUUGUCAUGCGAAACACUGGUAAAACGCUUGUUCUCAAUAUUUAAAUUGGUUGAUAGUAAAUUCGAAUCAAGCUCAAUCGAAGAUAAGGGACAAACCAUUGUACGCGUCUAUAAUUAGGUACAGAUAUACCAAGAUCCAUGAACCGACGAAAACUGUGAGGCUUUUAUGAACAAAAAGAACGAUCAAAAUCACAUAAAACUUUCUAGUAUUAUAGACAAUUUUGCAAAUUUUUUAUCCUCUAUAAAAAAUCAGAAAUAGAUGAUUGGCUUGCCCUUUUUUGAUUGAUUCAUAUGGAUUAAAAAAAAAAUGAAAUUAAAUUUAACUACCUACCCUACAAAAAUUUAACUGUUGAAGCAUAAGAGUUAGUCGAACACACAACAUAAAGGCAGUUUCUUGAUAUUGUUGAUUAGAAUCCAAUCUUAUCGGAACAAACGCCCGAAUGGGUCGUAAGAUACACCUACCAUUACCUAACCUAAUACUAAAACCUUAACCUGAUAUGCCUAUUUUAAUAGUGCGAUAGCAAACACGAAACAGCCCGAAAUGAGAGAUAAUGAUAAACGUCGACAAUGAAGCACAGAAGCAACAUGAACCAAAAACUAAAAGUGAGAUACAGUGGAUAUGUGUACCGUACGGCGAAAGAUGAAACACUAAACAAACAGCAAUUACAAAUCUAUAAUUAUAUGCAACACAAAACAGAGACAGAAAAAAACAGUGACAGGAAACGAAGAACCGAUAUAUUAUGAGAAUGUAAUAAAUUAUUUCAGCAAAGCGAAAA